ACGCUCCCCAGUAGUGGGGAGUUUCUUAUUCUGAAGGGGAAGGGCCAUAGCUAUAAUUUCAGAGUCCGAAGCAUAACAGCACAUUUUGUUUUCGUUGUUGUUCGAGCAAGCAGGAAGUGACAGUCAGCAGAAAUCAAAAUCAUGAACAAUUAUCCUGGGAUAUGCUUAGUGUUCUGUUUUGCAAUAUUUGGAUUGGGCUCUGCCAUCCGCUGUGUCAAAUGCCAGGAUUACACAGGGAGCUGCACAAAAACACAGGACUGCAGUUAUGAGGAUGCCUGCCUGACACUGACUGAGAGAGGGGGACAGACAUAUCGGCAGUGCAUCAAGUACUCUGACUGCGACUUCAAUCGACUGGCCCAGACGUUCCCAGCUGUACCAAACUUCAACUUCAAGUGCUGCACCAGUGACCUAUGCAAUGGAGCCACAUCCAUUGGCACUGGCAAGCCCUUGCUGGGCCUUCUGGCCUCAUUGGCAGUGAUGUGGUGGUGUAUGCACUAACCUCUCCCCACACUUACGCCUUAGAAGCUCUAAUGCUGCCUUUCUACUCAACAUAAGCCGCUGAUGGAAUGGCAAGCAGGAAGAUAUGGGCCAAUGGCUCAUGCUGAAAAUAUGCCCUAUUAGUAUUUGCCUGACUUACUGUUGAUCAUUUGUAAUGUAUAAUAUUUAAUUUGACUCUUUGCACUUAAUUUAUUUUUUAAAGCUUUCUAUGAUAACCUAUUUGUUGAUUACCAAUGCUUUGUGCUUCAGCCCAAGGGCUGAAAAUAGGAAACGUGCUCAUGAGUUUGGAAAAGGUAUAUCAUUCAAACAAUCCGCUUUUGAGGCUUGUAAAAUGGACUUUGGCACUUAACAAUUUCCAUCUAAGGCGGUUUGCUCAGAAUUAUGACAGGUAUUGCUCCAUUAGGUUGUCUAUAGUUUGCUGACCAAAGUUACUGUAAUGUGCUUAAAUGUAAGGGAUAAUUUGAGAAAUGUUUGAGUUGUUGUAUGUCUGUGAUUGAGUGAAUUGAAAAUGCAAAUUCUGUAAAAUUCAUGAUGUGGAAUUUGGAACUAAAGGUCAUUUUGGGUGAUACAUUUGUUCACACGCAAUGCCUUCACUGCUCUUGUAAUGCGUAGCGGCAUACCCUGUUAGAGAACAUAACUUUGCCUGUUUUAUAGGAGUCUAUUAAACCAACCUGUCUUUUUUUAAAGGGCACUGUAUAGACCUUUUUGGAUUAAAUAUUUCACAUGGAUGGUGUUAUCUUUUUUUCAUUUUAAUCUCUGGCCAAUAAAUAAGAUAUUGCCAAAAAAGCCAUA
Messenger RNA from Coregonus clupeaformis (lake whitefish), 1290 nucleotides. Its product is annotated as CD59 glycoprotein. The record is from RefSeq and is a predicted model, not a curated record. NCBI's taxonomy places the organism in Eukaryota, Metazoa, Chordata, Actinopteri, Salmoniformes, Salmonidae. The transcript has 4 exons. The coding region runs from base 142 to 498 and encodes 118 amino acids.